ACUGUAGUAGUUGUUUAAUUUCCUGCUCAACAUUUACCAAAAAAGCAUCUAGUGGCAGCUACAACUUCGUUUUCAAAACUUUUAAUCACUCUCUCCCUUUUCUUCCUAUGAUUCAUCACGACGCUGCACCAACCAACCCUCCAUAUCCUCGUCACUCUCGCCUUCUUUGUUCUAAAUUCACUGUCCCAGCUUGAAUUUUCUCUCCACCAACCUUUAUAAUUUUCCUUCACUUUCCCUUGAUUUUCCUUCUUCCUCAACAUGUCCCAAUUCGCUUCCUUGGUUUUCUUCUCCGUAACAAUCCUCCUCAGUUUUCCCAGCAUCUCGAUAUCCGACGAGCCAUGUCCAUAUCCAUGUUACCCGCCCCCCAUCCCCGGCGCCACUCCCGCAACUCCUUCCGUCACCCCAGCUCCGCCGGCACCGCCUCAGUCUGUCUCCUCAUAUUCACCCCCUUCUGGUUAUUACCCUUACACCCCUCCACCUCCCUAUGGCGGCGACUUUAACGGCGGUUCAGGUGUGACCCCACCACCUCCUGAUCCGAUUCUGCCUUACUUUCCGUUUUACUAUAGGAAGCCUCCUCACAGGACAGAUGACACGUCGGAAGCACCUGCUCUGCACAGAUGGACGGGGAUGAUGAUUGCCGCGACCUGCUUUUUGUCUCUGACUUCUCUCCUUGUGUAAUAAAAAUUUCAGCGAACAACUUGAUGUAUUUGUUAAGCUGUAGUCUUGAAAUGAGGGUUUAGAGUAUUUAAUUUGCAGUAAUUAUUUGAAUCUCUCUUUUCUGUACUUGGAUGAGAUUUCUGCUAUGCGUGUGGUUAUUGUAUGCAGUGGAGGGAAAAACAGAGGAGAUGAGGAGAGGGUGGAUAAUUUGGAAAGCUGCUGAGAAGAAAGAAAAUGCAGAAAAUAACCAGAGAUGAUGUAUCUUCCUUUUGUCUUAAGAAAUUCAAAUUACUAUAUCAAGGUUUCAUCAAAAUAUUCAACAGAA
This is a messenger RNA of Prosopis cineraria, 982 nucleotides long. Its product is annotated as leucine-rich repeat extensin-like protein 3. The transcript has a single exon. Bases 259 to 678 code for a protein of 139 amino acids. The record is from RefSeq and is a predicted model, not a curated record. NCBI's taxonomy places the organism in Eukaryota, Viridiplantae, Streptophyta, Magnoliopsida, Fabales, Fabaceae.